AUGCCAAAAGCCAAUUACUACAAUUUCUUCUUCGUUGACGUAGAAACAACUCACGACUUCGACCUCAAAACCCUGGUCCACGAAUCCACCGUCGGAGUCAUCUGGGAGUUUUCCUGCGGCUGCUGCAUCAAGUUUCCAACUCUCCAUUCGUCUGAAGUUGUCCUUGGAGAAAUGAAAGAACAAUGGGGAGGACGUCUUUGUCGGAAAUCAACUUCUCCUUGGGGCGACAACUGGAACCAUUUGCCACCGACUGAUCACUUUUUCUGCCGCGAAGAUCCAAAGCUCAUCGAAAGACUAGCUGAUCUGAUGAUGAUGCCAGAAGAUUAUUUUCAUCUCGUUGAAGGCGUAUCGCUCGUCCCAAGCAAAGACUUCCGAGAAGCAAACGAUGCGAUGAAGCUCAAAAUCCUCUUUUCGACCCCAGUCCCCCUUCCUGAGAGGAAAAACGACUUCAAAAAAGCCAAGAAACUACCCGAGGCUCUUCGAAAAACUCUGGAAGCUGAAAACUCAAGGAAGACAACGCUCACCGACAAAGAACUCGAAGACCUUUUCGCUCAAUCUGUAGCGCCCAAGAAAUCAAAGAAAUCGAAGAAAGAAAAGCCAAACAAAGGAAAAGCUCCAAACAACAUCCGGAAGACGAAGAAACCUGUCAGACUGUAA
Messenger RNA from Oikopleura dioica, 657 nucleotides. Lineage: Eukaryota; Metazoa; Chordata; Appendicularia; Copelata; Oikopleuridae. The record is from the annotation of a GenBank genome assembly.